Molecule: messenger RNA, 927 nt
Organism: Stegastes partitus (bicolor damselfish)
Lineage: Eukaryota; Metazoa; Chordata; Actinopteri; Pomacentridae
Product: CAAX prenyl protease 2-like
Exons: 8
Coding region: 1-927 (308 amino acids)
Biological process (GO): CAAX-box protein processing
Cellular component (GO): endoplasmic reticulum membrane
Molecular function (GO): metalloendopeptidase activity
Source: RefSeq, a predicted model, not a curated record
AUGCUGGAACCACAGCGUGACCUAAUCAGGCAGGAGGAGCUGGUCCAGGUCAAGUGUUGGGUGUCUGUGCUGAGCUGCCUCCUGUUGGCUUGUCUCUACGUUGGCAGUUUGUACGUCUGGAGAAGCAGUUUACCGAGGAACCAUCCUAGUGUGAUAAAGCGUCGCUGUGUCAGUGUGCUGCUGGUCUCUGCAUUGUCACCUGCAGUGGUAAAGACAUGGAUGCACUGGGCUGAUGUCAGCGUCGACGUGUCUGUGUUGGAGCUGAUGGGAGUUCGUAUGGAAGGCUUUGUUCCUGCAUCCAUACUACCAUUAUUAUUAACUAUGGUUUUCUAUCUUGGUCCCUUUGUUCAUUCUGCUAUGGAUGACCCUGAUGGCUUCACCGGGGAACUGCAGUCUACGCUCGAUGUUCAGACGUGGAGGCUGUGCGUGAGAGAUGCAGUGUGGCUCAGGAACCAGGUGGUGGCACCAGUGACAGAGGAGCUGGUGUUCAGAGGGGCCAUGCUGCCCAUGCUGGUGCCCUGCACUGGACCCACGGCUGCCAUCUUCGUGGCUCCGCUGUUCUUUGGUGUUGCUCAUUUCCACCAUAUUAUAGAGCAACGGCGCCUCGGCAAGGACAGCAUGAGUGUUAUCCUUCUGGUGGCAGGGAUGCAGUUCUUGUACACAACUGUGUUCGGUGCCUUCACUGCCUUUAUAUUCAUGAGAACUGGUCACGUCGUGGGUCCAGUUUUGUGCCAUUCGUUCUGCAACAGUCAGGGCCUGCCUGACGUCACCUCUGCCCUGCAACACCCUGAACGCCCAGCUCUGCUCUUCUCAUAUCUGAUGGGAAUACUGCUGUUUCUGGUGCUGCUAUUCCCGCUGACGGACCCUUUUUUCUAUGGUGCCGCUCCUGUCUGCAGCCUGGCUCCCCCUCCAGCGUCUGUAUGUUAA